Gracilinanus agilis (Agile Gracile Mouse Opossum) is the source of this 1144-nucleotide messenger RNA. It is a transcript of the gene TMEM174, whose product is annotated as transmembrane protein 174. NCBI's taxonomy places the organism in Eukaryota, Metazoa, Chordata, Mammalia, Didelphimorphia, Didelphidae. The record is from RefSeq and is a predicted model, not a curated record. The coding region runs from base 10 to 747 and encodes 245 amino acids. The transcript has 2 exons.
UUCUGAGUAAUGGAGCAGAAUAGCAACCGCAUGGACGACUUCCCUCUCAAUGUAUUUUCAGUCACUCCUUACACUCCCAGCACAGCUGACAUCCAGGUGUCUGAUGAUGACAAAGCAGGAGCCACUUUGCUCUUCUCGGGUAUCUUUCUGGGUCUGGUGGGGAUCACGUUCACAGUGAUGGGCUGGAUCAAGUACCAAGGCAUCUCUCACUUUGAGUGGACACAGCUUCUCGGGCCGAUUCUGCUCUCAGUCGGGGUCACAUUCAUCCUAAUCGCCGUGUGCAAGUUUAAAAUGCUAUCCUGUCAGUCUUGCAAAGAGAGUGAAGAAAGAACACUGGACACAGACCAGACUCUGGGUGGACAAUCUUUUGUUUUCACUGGGAUCAACCAGCCUAUAACAUUCCACGGGGCUACUGUGGUCCAGUAUAUUCCUCCUUAUGCAUCUCAGGAUACCAUUGGGGUAAAUGCCACGUAUCUGCCCCCAUUGGUGAACCCUUUUGGUGUUGCAAACUCAGGAGGGCCAACAGUGCCUGCUCCAAAUCCCCCUCAGUAUUGUACCAUCUAUCCUCAUGAUAAUGCUGCAUUUAUUGAUGACGACUUCUAUCCUGCCUACAUGGACAUGGAUCACAGAAAUGACAACAGGUCAACUACUGAUGCUGAACAGCUAGAGGAGAUACAACUGGAAGACAAUAGUCGUGACUGCUUUUCUCCUCCCUCUUAUGAGGAAAUAUACUCCAUCCCACGCUAAAGACUAAUUUUCUGGGGGAACCAAGCACUCAAACCACUAUUUUUUAAAACUAAUAGUUUUUAACUUAUAGCUUCUAAAAGACAGACAAGACCAAGGUUUCCUCAGGGCCCCCUAAUAGUAUAGCCAAACUCUCUGCUACUCAUGGAUGGAGUUGAAGGAAAAAAAUACCUCCUGGAGAGCAAAGGAAAAACCAAUGUGGAAUUCCCAUCGCUGUCUUCAUUCCUUCUUGAAGGAUAUCUUCUGGGUUCCUUACAAGUUUCAAGAGUGGGGAUUUUACCAUGUAAUUUUUAAUAGGUGCCCCACAAUUCACCUUGUGAUCAUGAGGAAAUUUUUAUUUUUAUACCCAAGGAUUUCCUUAGUGCAGUAGUUCCCAAACUUUUUUGGCCUACCACCCCCU